AUGUCCAUUAUUCCAGAGGAGUGUGAUGUCUUGGUCAUCGGCGGUGGCCCUGGUGGGGCGUACACUGCAUGCGCUCUGGCACGAGAGGGCAUUGACACCGUUCUCCUCGAAACUGAUGUCUUUCCAAGGUACCACGUUGGAGAGAGUAUGCUUCCCUCCAUGCGCCACUUCCUGCGCUUCGUCGAUCUCGACUCCAUUUUCGAUAGCUACGGAUUCAAACACAAGAAUGGCGGCAUGUUCAAGAUGAACUCGAAGCCCCGAGUGUUCACCGACUUCUUAGCCGCUGGAGGCCCCGAUGGCUACACGUGGAAUGUCGUGCGAUCCGAAGCUGACCACUUGAUCUUUAAGCAUGCCGCUCAGUGUGGUGCGAAGCCCUUCGAUGGCGUCCGCGUGGGUGAUAUCGAGUUCCGCCCCUGGAACAUGAAUGAUGAAGAGGAAAGUGAGCUUGCCGCCUUCCCUGAACCCAAUCCUGGACGUCCUGUCUCGGCUCGCUGGUCGAAAAAGGAUGGCAGCAGUGGAACCGUCAAAUUCAACUAUCUGGUGGAUGCCAGUGGACGUACAGGAGUGGUGAGUACCAAGCACUACAAGAAUCGGCGGUAUAACCAAGGUCUGAAGAACCUUGCCACUUGGGGCUACUGGAAGAACAUGGAGCCUUAUGGCAAGGGCUCUCAAUACGAGGAUCAGCCUUUCUUCGAGAAUUUGGCUGAUGCGAGUGGAUGGGUGUGGACGAUUCCACUGCACGGCGACGUUGUCUCAGUUGGCGUCGUUCGGAACCAAGCCAUUUAUAUGGAGGAAAAGAAGAAAAUGGGUUCUCCCUCCAGCAACGAGUUUUAUCUCGAAAACUUGAAACUUGCUCCGGGCAUCAAGGCCCUGAUGGCCGACGCUGAACUUGUCUCGGAUGUCAAGUCUGCCUCCGAUUGGUCGUACAGUGCAUCUAGCUAUGCCAGUCCCAAUAUCCGCUUGGUUGGAGAUGCCGGAUGUUUCAUUGAUCCGUUCUUCUCGUCGGGUGUGCACCUGGCUUUUGCCAGUGGGUUGGCUGCUGCUGCGACGAUAUGCGCUGUCAAGCGUGGAGACUGCAACGAAACCACUGCUACCGAUUGGCAUUCGAAGAAGGUGGCUGAGGGAUACACUCGCUUCCUCCUGGUUGUGCUCAGCGCCCUCAAGCAGAUCAAAGAUUCGGAUGACCCCGUAUUGACAGACUGGGAUGAGACAACCUUUGACCGUGCUUUCUCAUUCUUCCGACCCAUCAUCCAGGGUACUGUUGAUGUCAAGGCCCGCCUCACUCAGUCAGAGAUCUCCAAUACAAUCGACUUCUGUUGCCGAGCUUUCAUUCCCAUCGAUGCUGAAAAGAAGGAGGCCGUUCUGCAGAAGAUGGAUAGCCUCGGGCUGAACGAUGAGACCCUCGAUGCCAAGACCAAGGGUGAGCUCGAGGCCUCCAUGUCUGAGGAGGAAGUGCGCAUUAUGCACCAGAUCCGUGCGCGUCAGAUGAUCCGUACUGAAGACACUGUCAACAUUGAUACCUUCAGUGUUGACACCAUCGACGGUUUGACUGUGAACCUUGAGCAGGGAAGACUUGGUCUUAUCAAGCCUUCCGCUGAAAAGAAGACCCAGCAAUUGGAUGCUGUCGGCAUGUGGCACGGUGAGAGCGGUAUGGCGCCCAUCGGUGAUAAGCCCAUGGGCGAGACAGUUUCUGUCCAGACUUAG
Messenger RNA from Penicillium atrosanguineum, 1704 nucleotides. Its product is annotated as NAD(P)/FAD-dependent oxidoreductase. NCBI's taxonomy places the organism in Eukaryota, Fungi, Ascomycota, Eurotiomycetes, Eurotiales, Aspergillaceae. Bases 1 to 1704 code for a protein of 567 amino acids. Gene Ontology annotation, molecular function: FAD binding; catalytic activity. The record is from RefSeq and is a predicted model, not a curated record. The transcript has 5 exons.